AUGAUAGAUAUACGAGGUUGGUUAUGGUUUAGUUUGCGAAUUUUCAUUUAUUCAACUAUUCUGUCAAUUAUUGUCACCGGUUGCAUCUGCGCCUUUUGCAUUUGGUAUUACUGGUUUGUUGUUCGACGUCGGUCACGAACUGAACAAGAAAUUAACACGAAAUUGCAAAAUCGCUCAUUCUCGUUUCACACAUUGUCAUUUCAAAUAUCGAAUAGUGGAAUUAUUCUUCUAAGCAUACAGAUAUCACCAUUAGAAAAGCAAUUGUUGGAACUAGCACAGUUGAAUGGACGAAGGUAUCGAAUCAGUACUUUAGACAUACAGGAUGAACAGAUCAGCAUUGGCUUUGCUAAAUCAAAUAUUAAUCUGACAAUUAAGCAUGAGUGUCUAGAACAACAAAGUUCUCAAACAAAACGAACGUACUUCGUGCACGAAUAUACAUUUCUAUGGUCCACUCCAUCUUAUCGAGUACGCUUCGAUGAUAAAUUCCAUCUGAAUGAUACUGGAUAUUGGUAUGGUGGUGCUACUCAAAGAACAGUUUACUGGCCUAUCAAUCAAUUUGUUACUAAGUGUCAAGCAAUGGUUCCCAAUGAUGCUUACAAGAAUAUGUUCGGCAGCGUUUGUGAACGGUAUUGGUUGUCAUCGCUUGGUUUCGCAUUGCUUGUUGAUCCGCUCGCACCAUUGUUCGUAUCGAUGAACAAAAAACACUUGCAAUUCAUAUCACAAUAUCGAACGCCAUAUCGACAGAAAGAGUUUCUCUCCCAUCAAUUUCAAUACAAGUUUUUACAACAUGUCAAUAUGCGUGAUCUUCAUUUAACAAUAAUCAAUCGCUAUCUGGGUAAACCUACGAAUAUACCCAGUCCACGUAUGAUAACUGAACCAAUAUGGUCGACAUGGGCACAAUUCAAACAAAAUAUUAAUACAGAGAAUAUCUUGAAUUAUGCUGAAGAAAUCGUCCGACAAGAUUUUCCACGAUCACAAAUAUGUAUCGAUGAUGAUUGGACACCGCACUACGGUACAUUGGAAUUUGAUCGAACGAAGUUUCCUGAUCCAAAGGAAUUAAUUAAAAGGUUAAAAGAGCUUAAUUUUCGUGUGACAUUUUGGAUUCAUCCAUUCGUGUCUUGUCAUACAUUUAAAUUCAUCGAUUAUUGGCGUCGUGGACUUUUAAUCAACAUGAACAUUCUUCCCAUAUUGAUCGAUUCAUUGAUUGAACGAAGUCGACUUCUUCAACUUGUCUUCGAUGAUAUUUUGGCUAAUCCAGUAUUUCAACCAGUUAUAUUCAUUUUGAAAUAUAUUCAUCAACAAUUUUUACCAUCACUACCUGGUAUCUCAUUGUGGUGGAAUGGUCUUGCGGGUGUCUUAGAUCUCACCAAUCAGUCCACGCAGGAUCAGUAUAUUUCAGAUCUGGAACGUCUGCAAACCAAAUAUGAUAUCGAUAGUUUUAAAUUCGAUGCUGGUGAAGUCAAUUGGUUGCCAACGUUUGGCUCAUUUACGAAUUCGUCUUGUUUACAAACCAUCACAGAUAGACUCACGUCCACAACCACUCCUGGUAUCUAUCCAUAUCUCUACGCACAACUUGCUCAUCGUGUUGAUCGAGACAAUCGUUUACAAGAAGUACGGGUGGGUUAUCGUACGCAAACUUUGCCAAUGUUCGUUCGCAUCAUUGAUAAAGACUCACAUUGGUCGUAUAAGAAUGGUUUACGCUCGUUACUGCCAAGUAUUUUCAAUUUGAGUCUUCUAGGCUAUCCAUUCAUUCUACCUGAUAUGGUCGGCGGUAAUGGUUAUGGUUUAACGAUAUCUCAAACACGCUUACCACAACGUGACUUGUAUAUACGUUGGCUGCAGUUGAAUGUUCUGUUACCAGCCAUUCAAUUCUCUUUUCCACCAUGGCUUUACAACGAUGAACAAGUGAUUCGUAUCGCUCACAAGUGCCUUCGAAUACGCGAACGUUUUCGUGCAGUUUUACUAUCUACGGCUGAAGAAUGCGUGCAAUAUGGUACUCCGAUGAUUCGACCGUUGUGGUUUUAUGAUCCAUAUGAUAUGAAAGCGCAAAUCUGUGACAAUGAAUAUAUGUUGGGCAAUGAUCUACUUGUUGCACCUGUCUUAGAAGAGAAUGUUAAUGAAUUGCAAAUUUAUUUACCGCAGGGAAAAUGGAGAUGUAUCCAAACGGAACAUAUCUAUGAUGGAAAUCAAACACAUGCAUAUCCAGUAACAAUCGAAGAUAUUCCAAUAUUUCAACGAUGUUAA
Adineta ricciae is the source of this 2244-nucleotide messenger RNA. NCBI's taxonomy places the organism in Eukaryota, Metazoa, Rotifera, Eurotatoria, Adinetida, Adinetidae. The record is from the annotation of a GenBank genome assembly.